Vespa velutina is the source of this 6212-nucleotide messenger RNA. RefSeq names its product clustered mitochondria protein homolog (gene clu). The transcript is spliced from 17 exons. Gene Ontology annotation, cellular component: cytoplasm. Gene Ontology annotation, biological process: intracellular distribution of mitochondria. NCBI's taxonomy places the organism in Eukaryota, Metazoa, Arthropoda, Insecta, Hymenoptera, Vespidae. The record is from RefSeq and is a predicted model, not a curated record. Gene Ontology annotation, molecular function: mRNA binding; protein binding. The coding region runs from base 338 to 4435 and encodes 1365 amino acids.
CGUGUGUGAGGUUCCAUUUGACCAAUCCCGUCGGUUAGACUUUGUACUUCGUUCGAAACGCACGUGCGGUAGAGAAAAGCGGCUCGGUAUAGCGCGGAGCCGAGUAGUGUGCCGCCCCGUGAAAAAGUUGGUCGUCGAUCGUGCCCGUGCUCUCUUUCUCUCUCUCUCACUCUUUUUUUCUCUUUUUCUCUCUCUCUCUUUUUCGAAAUUUAUCAGAAAGAAAAAAAGUUCGUGGCGCGAUCCCGGUACCGUGAUUUUCGUGAGAAAAUAAUCAUUCGUAUUACGUUGAAAAAAAUCGCUUGAACUAAAGCAACUCGAGGGAAUUUGUCGACGAGGAAUGGCACUGGGCGCUCAGAUCAAGGCAUCCGGGGAAAACGGGAGCGUGAAAAUACCCUUGCUGAACGGCACCGAGGAUCGAAACGCGACCGAAGUUAAGCAGAACGGCGAAGAAAGCGGUAGCACGAGUACGAUCGCAGAAAAUGUUGUAGAAAAGGGCGAGGUUGAAGCUACAAAGGAAGGGGAGAAGGAAAAAGAUAAAAAGGAUGAAAAGCUUGAUAAGGAACAAGACAAGGAUAAAGAGAAAGAUGCGGUCAACGAGCAAGAAGUUGUUUAUAUCCAAGAUAUGGGAUUUACUGUUAAAAUCGUUAGCCCUGGCGCCGAGCCAUUCGAUAUUCAGGUUUCCAGCAUGGAAUUGGUACAGGAAAUUCACCAACUACUUAUGGAUCGCGAGGACACUUGCCAUCGUACCUGUUUCUCCCUUCAACUCGACGGAAAUACACUGGAUAACUUUGCCGAGUUGAAAAAUAUCGAGGGCCUAAAAGAAGGUUCUGUUAUUAGGGUCGUCGAAGAACCCUACACAAUGCGGGAAGCUCGUAUACACGUGCGACACGUUCGAGACUUAUUGAAAUCCGUAGAUCCUACAGACGCUUAUAACGGCGUUGAAUGUAGUAGUUUAUCGUUCCUAAAUGUUGUUACCAAUGGCGAUAUUCUAGAGAAAAAGAAAACACGAGCGGAUUCGGUCGAUUGUACUCCGCCGGAUUACAUUAUACCUGGUUGUAAAGAUAGGCCUUUAUUGCCUUUGCAACCUCAAGCUAAAGAACAAAAAUGUCCGCCGUGCCUAAAAGUGUUAACAACGUCUGGGUGGAAUCCACCACCAGGUCACAGAAAAUUACAUGGUGAUCUCUUAUACUUACACGUUAUAACUCUGGAAGAUAAGCAGUAUUAUUUAACGGCCUGCGCUAGGGGUUUCUUUGUUAAUCAAUCAACAAAGGAGAUAUUUAAUCCAAAACCAGCAACGCCGAGUCAUCUGUGCCAUAGCUUGAUCGAGUUGUUGAACCAAUUGAGUCCAGCUUUCAAGAGAGGCUUCGCUGCCAUGCAGAGACGGAGAACGCAAAGACAUCCUUUCGAAAGAGUUGCGACACCCUAUCAACUGUAUGCAUGGAGUGCUCCACAAACCGAGCACACUAUUGACGCUAUACGUGCUGAAGACACUUUCUCAUCAAAAUUAGGCUACGAAGAACAUAUCCCAGGACAAACACGAGAUUGGAACGAAGAAUUGCAAACUACCAGGGAAUUACCUCGCAAAAAUUUACCUGAGAGAUUAUUAAGAGAACGUGCUAUUUUCAAGGUUCACAGUGAUUUUGUCGCUGCAGCGACUCGAGGAGCGGUCGCUGUAAUCGAUGGCAAUGUCAUGGCCAUAAAUCCGGGCGAGGAAGCAAAGAUGCAAAUGUUUAUUUGGAACAAUAUUUUUUUCUCUUUAGGCUUUGAUGUACGAGAUCAUUAUAAGGAACUAGGUGGUGAUGCUGCUGCUUUCGUUGCUCCUCGUAAUGAUUUGCAAGGCGUUAGAGUUUAUGCUGCUGUUGAUUUACUUGGACUCUAUACUCUUGGCACAGUUGUUAUUGAUUAUAGAGGUUACCGUGUUACUGCUCAAUCUAUUAUCCCAGGAAUCUUAGAACGUGAACAAGAACAAUCUGUUAUAUAUGGUUCUAUAGAUUUUGGGAAAAACGUUCUUACACAUCCGAAAUAUAUUGAAUUGUUAAACAAAGCUGGACAACAAUUAAAAAUAUUGCCUCAUAAAGUAAUUAACGAUGCUGGAGAAGAAGUUGAACUUUGUAGUAGUGUGGAAUGUAAGGGUAUCAUUGGAAAUGAUUCUCGACAUUAUGUUUUAGAUUUACUCAGGACUUUUCCGCCCGAUGUUAAUUUCUUAAAAUUGGAAGGCGUUGAAUUAAGUAAAGAAGCAAGGGCAUUAGGCUUUCCUAUUGAACAUAAACACAAAUUGGCUUGUCUUCGCCAAGAAUUAAUCGAUUCUUUCGUGGAAGCUAGAUAUGUUCAAUUUAUCAAGCAUGCUGCUGUUCAUCUUCAACAACUUACGUCCGCUCGAAAGUCACAGAAAGAAAAAGAAUCAUCGUCAAAGGAAAAUAAAAAAGAAGAAGCAAAUGCCGUGGCAGUUGACAGUAAUAAAGAAGUUUCGGCACAGUCUUUAAUCGAGGCUGAUGAAGCUAAAAAAAUUGUUGAGAGUAUUACUGAUUCUAUAACAGGAGGUGAAAAGCAAGAAUUGGAAGAAAGUACUAAAGAAAUAGUUCGUAGAGCUGCAGCAGCUGUUGGAAGUUUACGAGACGCGGAAUUUGAUGUAAGAUUUAAUCCGGAUGUUUUCUCGCCUGGAGUUCGUCAUCCAGAUCCAAAUGAUGUUGCAUUGAAGAAACAAAAACAAUUGGUCAAAGAUGCUGCAGAUUUUCUAUUGACCGUACAACUCCCAACUUUUAUUCGAGAAUGUUUAGAUCAUACGGCCGCUGCCAUGGAUGGUAGCACGUUGAUAGAAGCUUUACAUGGUAGAGGUAUUAACGUUCGUUAUCUUGGAAAACUAGCGGUCAUGUUAGCUGCAGUACCCCAGUUACGAUAUCUCAAUCGUAUUGCCGUUUCAGAACUUAUUUUACGUUCAGCAAAACAUAUUUUCACGUCUUAUAUGCAGGGUACAGAGUUAAUGAGUCUCUCAGCAGCUAUCAGUCAUUUCUUAAAUUGUUUGUUAUCUUCAGCACAGAUCAUACAUCCUCAACAAAAUCUUGAAGAAUUGCAAAGUAAAACAGCAAAAAGACGUAAUAAAAGAAAGGGUAGAAAUAAUGGACCACAACAAUCGGAAGUUGAAUGGGCAUCCUUGACACCAAAAUCACUUUGGCAACAAAUUAAAGCAGAUCUGAAAAGUUAUUACGAUUGGGAGACACCAACACCUGAAUCAUUGGAUGCUACGAUUGAACAUUUCCAUCUGCAAAAGAUUUCUUUGCUUCGUGGUUUUUGCAUAAAAACGGGUAUUCAGAUAUUACUUCGUGAAUAUAAUUUUGAAAAUAGAAAUAGAGCCACGUUCUUUGAGGAAGACAUCUUGAAUAUUUUCCCUGUUGUUAAACAUAUCAACCCUAGAGCUAGUGAUGCUUAUAACUUUUAUACAACUGGACAAAGCAAGAUUCAACAAGGUUAUUUGAAGGAUGGAUAUGAAUUAAUUAGCGAAGCAUUGAAUUUAUUGAACAAUGUUUAUGGAGCCAUGCAUCCUGAAAUUGCACAAUGUCUUAGAAUGCUUGCAAGGUUGAAUUAUAUAAUGGGAGAUCAUGGAGAAGCAUUAGCAACCCAACAAAAAGCUGUACUCAUGUCAGAAAGAGUGAAUGGUAUAGAUCAUCCAUAUACUAUCACGGAAUAUAUUCAUCUCGCAUUGUAUUCUUUUGCAAAUGGUCAAGUUUCCGUAUCGUUACGAUUAUUAUACAGAGCACGUUAUCUCGCAUUGUUAGUUUGUGGUGAAGAUCAUCCGGAAGUAGCUCUUCUUGAUAGUAACAUUUCUUUAAUAUUACAUGCCGUUGGGGAGUAUGAAUUAUCACUUAGAUUUUUGGAACAUGCUCUGGAUUUAAAUCUUCGUUAUCAUGGUCCGCGUUCUUUGAAAGUAGCAGUAUCCUAUCAUCUUGUUGCAAGGACCCAAUCAUGUAUGGGUGAUUUCCGUGCAGCCUUAAACAAUGAAAAGGAAACUUAUGCGAUUUAUAAACAACAAUUGGGCGAAGAUCAUGAAAAAACAAAAGAAAGUAGUGACUGUCUGAGACAUCUUACGCAACAAGCUGUAGUAUUACAAAAGAAGAUGAAUGAAAUUUACACGGGAAAGUCAGGAGUCACAUUGCCGCCUAUUCAAGUGCAACCACCUAGUAUGGGUUCGGUUCUUGACAUGUUAAAUGUGAUAAAUGGUAUUCUUUUUGUACAAAUUAGUCAGCAGGAUAUUGAAAAUUUCAAAGCGGAAAUUGAAAAGCGACAGAAAGAACAAUCGCCGGAUAACGAAAGCAAAGCGAUCGAAACUACUGAAAGCAAAAAGAACGAGAAGGAAAAUCGAAAAAUUGAACAAAAGUCAGAAGGGAAAAAGCUAGAAGAGACUAAAGCAACAUUAGAACCGGUCAUGGCAGAAAGCUGAACUUUUUGUAUGCGUACAGAUAUAGAAAGAGUUAGUAGUAUCAUUUUCAAAUCCUAGUCUCUCUCAUCAUGCCCGCGUUUGUCCUUUCGAAAGGUAACGCUUAUACGAACACAUAUACGAUUGGAAUAAAAUCGGAGUGGGGCAGUGUCUUUGUAAUAGGAUUGUCAAAUAGUGCAUUAUAUUUGUUUAUAGUGCUAUAAUGUUGGAACUUUUGCAGUGCAGUGUUUCAAAGUCGUAAUCAAUAUGUGGGAAGGAGCGCAUUUGCAAAAAAAAGAAAAAAAAAAAAAGAAAAAGAAAAAAAAAAGAAAAAGGAAAAAAAAAAGAAAAAAAAAAAACAUGUACUUUCAUCAGAUCUGUGACGUUCGCUCUUUAAAAUGUUGCGGAUUUUACUUGGCCCUUCUAUAUCAUAAUCAGAUACAAUAAACAAAUUCAAUUGUUGUUCAAUGUAAAUAACGUUCAAAGAGAUCUUAUCUCUUACAAGAAGAAAAUUUACCAGCGUGGUAAAUUCAUUUGACCAGAUACAAAAGAAGGUCUACGUGUAAUUGAAAAAAUUCAUUAAAAUCGAAGAACAAGAAGUUUUCAUAAUUGCAAAGCAUUUUUCUAAGGCCUUGAAUAUUUAUACUUUCAUCAUGGCAAAACUAUAUCGUAACAUAUACACGCGCGCGCGCACGAACAUGUACUCACACAUAGAUACGUCAACUUUUGAUUAUUUGUUGAUUUAUUUUGUCUUACUUUUAAUGUUCUUUAGUAAUUGUUUGUGAGAGGAGAUUUAACGGAAAUGUUAAGACAGUGUUCGUUGUAUUUUAUUUUAUUUUUUUUUCUUUUUUUUUUUUUAAUGAACUAUGAAUAUUCAUUGACACGUUAUUAACAUUUAAGUUAUUUGUUUUCUCUUUUUUUAUAGUUAUACAUAGUAUACUUCAUUAGUAUAUUUUGAAAAAGUGAUCAUUUUGUGUCAUAAAAAUACACUUAUAUUGUUUUUCAUUCUUGUUACCAAUGAUAGAGAAAUGUAUAAUGCCAUUUUUACAUUCGUAUAUCAUGAAAUUGUACUUUUCAUUAGUUAGAUUUCAUUAAAUUCGCGUUAAAGGGCUUCCUGAUCAUUAUUUUUUAAAUUCAUUUACUUCUGUGCAAAUAUUGAACAUUAUAAAUAAUGCAUUUGCCUUUUAAUAUGCAUAGGAUAAACAAUAACGAGGAAUGUGACAUAAUGGCACCUACAUUAUUACAUUUGUAAUCAUCUACAUACAGAUGCAACUCAUUAGUCAAAUUACUGCUAGAGUAGCAUUAGUUUAAUAUAAUCAUUAAUUAUACCAUAAGUAAUGCUAAGAUAUCAGUGAUUAUUACAAAGGUGUUAAUAUUUUUUUUUCUCUAUUACAUGAAUCACAAAUUUAUCAUUUAAAAAAAAUAUAUAUAUCAUAUUUCAGCUUUAUUUUUAGAAAUCAUUAUGAUUGAAACAAACUAGCUUCAAAAUAUUAGAAGUUACCAUGAAAAACAAAACAGACUGUUUUAUUGCAAUAUAAAUAGUAAAUAAAAAUAGUAUUUAGAUGCAUAAAGAAUCAUGUCUAUUAACAGUAGUGAAAGAUCUGAAUUAGCGAUUUAUUAUCAUGCCAUAUAUAAUUUUAAAACAGAUUCAUACACUUUAUCCCCUACAAAAUGUAUAACACUGAUUAAACUGAAUUGUACGAUAAAGAAACUUUAGUCUAUAAGUAUUUGAUUAUAAAUAAAGUUAAAUACUUAAUUUAGACAUACCUUUUGUAUAUGUUGAUAAAAUUAUUGUGUGAAA